AUGCUAGAAUUUUGUAACAAUUUUGCACCUGGAUUCUACAGAGAUCACCCCAGUCAGUGGCAGUCGUCAAUAGUCGUUCGCGUCGAGAGCGCUCGCAUUCUGUAUACAAGUUCUACCAAGUACUUGCUUGUUGGAGAAAUUGACGUUGUGGACUGUGCUUCCGCAGGUUUUCCAAAAGAUUUUGUUGCACAGUUUUUGACAGGAUUCCCUCCUGACUGGAGAACACAGAUAACGCGACUGUAUAAUAGUGUUUUCGGACACUUGGAAAAUAGCAAAAACGUUACCGGAUACCGCAGUGAUUACCGGGAUGGAAUACCCCGACAACACCUUUUCGACAAUGAUGAAGAAAUCGAAAAUUUCCAGGAAUCCCAUUGCAUUCUAUCAGAUAUGGCAACAGCAGGAGUUCUGACAAAUCCCUGGUUUCCAGCUGCAAGCAAUCGACUGAUUCUGCAAUCCGUCGCUCUCGAAGUGGCCGGUGUAUUCGAUCGCCUUUGGCAGAGUGGGCUGGGCAACGUGUGCGAUACGAUGGCGCUGCAACAAUGUCCUAACUUCGUGUUCUACCAACAGGUAACGCACAGCGACACUUCGGACAAUGAAAAUAGUAAUCGCCUUAGAAAAUAUGUGCCACUGCAAUCAUCUGACGAUGAAGUACCCGUACGAAGACACAUCAAAUCUAAAGAGGUGCUUUGGGAUGAGGACGAGUACGAGAGACAGCUACGAGAGGAACGCCUCCUCUUUCUGGAGGGGGCUAGAGAUCUUCGUAAAAUGCAAAAGAAACUGCUGGUACUGGAACGUCGCAUUACCGAAAAAGAAGCGCUUUGGUUGAAGCAUCGAGAAAAAGAGAGGAGAAUGCAACGUGAAAGGGAGUGUUACGAUGUUGUCACGAAGCGGAGAGAAGGAAACUUGCGAGAAACAUACAACGCUAAAAAAGGCCAGCAGAAGCACCAUAAGCUAUCGAGUCGCCGUUACGGUGACGAAGAAAGACGACAUUCGGUUGAAGAGGAGUUGGAAAGGAGACGUCUUGAAGAAGAAUGGGCUCGACAGAACGAGCAAAGCUCACAAUCGUCAGAUGAGAUCGACGAUGAUAGCUGGUGUGAACCAGUUCGCAAAAGAAAAAAGCGGCCAGUACGGAAAGUCGUUGUGGAAAGUUCUUCUUCCGAACUUUCUUCUCUUGACGAUGAACAAAGUGACGAGGAAGGAAACCUCAGGUCGAAAAGAAAUGAUAGGGAGCGUUAUGAACCAGUUGUAAAGAAAGAAAAAGGCUGGAGCAAAGCAGAAUUGCACAGAUUGAAAUUAGCUAUGGCUGCGAUCCGAGUGGUCAAUGAUGAUGACUGGGAAAAAGUAGCGCGUUCCUUAGGAAACACUCGUAGUCCGGAGUCAUGUAAACAGGCGGCCAUCAAACGUCUGAAGUGGGAACCACCUGUCGAAAAUGAAGAACCAGCUCCAGUUACCUCGGAAGUAGUAACUGCUCGCGCAGGAACUAUUGCUUACAGGCAUCAGACGAAUGAGUAUACGAGAAAGUUUAUGAUGGGAGCUGGAGAACAAAACGACGACUUUUUCGUGAGAAACGGCGUUACCCUCAACGAGAGCAUACCCGAUGUUACCGAAUUCGGCGCUGACGAUUCGCUGCUAGAGGUUCUACGUACGCCCGUGGAUGUCGUUGCUCAGAGAAAGGGCCCAAACCGUCGCCAGUUCUUCGUGGAGCCUAUCGAUGAUGACACGCCAAUUAGAAGGAGAAGCAGUGCUGCUCUUAUGGCUACACCAACGAAUUCCGCUCAAAGGGAACGCCAUGACCGUUAUCUUCAUCAUAUCAUGAAUAAAGGCGGGAAUCGCAAUGACGUUUCUCGACUGAAUCACACACGGAACACUACUCGUCUUGAUACGUUUCGAGAUGAUUUAGGCAGGACGAAUAUGAACACAUUCGCUGAACUCCACGAAGAUCUCGAAGACGUAGCGAAAAUGACGAAAAAAGCGUCACGAAAAAGAAAUGAGGAGCUGGACAGCUCAGACAAUGAACUGGAGCUGGAUGAAAAUCACUUUGAUGACAGCAUGGACUACAGCGGUUUUCAAUCGGAUUGA
Messenger RNA from Ostertagia ostertagi, 2079 nucleotides. The record is from the annotation of a GenBank genome assembly. NCBI's taxonomy places the organism in Eukaryota, Metazoa, Nematoda, Chromadorea, Rhabditida, Trichostrongylidae.